CCGGGGAAGAGAGAAAGAGAGAUGAGCCGUUGUGAUCUUUCCGACGACAUUGGGCAAUCAGAAGACAGCCCAGAGCAGGUACUGACCGCCUCCACGUGGCUAAGAAAAAAGGGAACCGGGAUUCGGGCCUGGAUGGUGGUGGAUACAAUGGGCAAGGCGCAUGUGGUGGAAGCCGGGAAGCAUGCCAUCAUGCGCCGCACGGGUCUCCCCGCCCGAGACCUCCGGAUCCUCGACCCAAUUCUCUCCUACCCAUCAACCAUUCUAGGUCGUGAGAGGGCGAUCGUGAUCAAUCUGGAGCAUGUAAAAGCCAUAAUUACGGCUCAUGAGGUUCUUUUGCUGAAUUUGCGAGACCCAUCUGUAACUCCCUUUAUCGAGGAGCUCCAGAGGUGUCUUCUGAGUCACCACCACGCAUCUAAACAUCAGGAGGGCAAUGGUGAUGGUUCAAACGGGAAGAAUUUGUAUGAACUAGAUAUACCGCAUGAGUCAAGGGUGUCUGAGAAUCGAGAUGAGUCGAGUAAGGUGGAGGGGAAGCGUGACAUUGAGAAUCAAGAUGGAUCAGCAGUUCUUCCAUUUGAGUUUGUUGCAUUGGAGGCAUGCCUCGAGGCUGCUUGCAGUUGCUUAGAAACCGAAGCAAGGACGUUGGAUCAGGAGGCUAAUUCUGCGUUAGAUAAGCUGACUUCAACGAUUAGUACUCUCAAUUUGGACCGUGUUCGCCAUAUUAAAAGCCGCUUGGUUGCUAUAACCGGACGUGUUCAAAAGGUAAGGGAUGAAUUAGAAAACUUGCUAGAUGAUGAAGAAGAUAUGGCUGAAAUGUAUUUGACAGAAAAGUUGGUUCAUCAAAACCUAGAAGAUUCUUCUGAUUCCUCAAUGAAUGAGAUAGAUGAAAUGGUUGAUGAAGCCUCUCAAUCAGAUAUGCAUGAUAGGAUGAUGCCUCCCGAAAUAUCUUUGCAAACUGGUGGGUGUUCCAAUGUUUACAAAGGUGGACAUAACCCUGACAACCCUGGUGGGAACCGCACUAGCACUAGUCACAGUGGUGGGAACAAGAACCUUGAUGUAAAGGAGCUUGAAAUGGUCUUGGAGUCAUAUUUUGUGCAAAUUGACGGUACACUAAACAAAUUAACCACGCUGAGGGAGUACGUAGACGACACAGAGGACUACAUCAACAUAAUGCUGGACGACAAACAGAACCAUCUCCUGCAAAUGGGGGUCAUGUUAUCAACAGCAACUCUUGUGCUGAGUUCCUUUGUUGUUGUGGCUGGCAUUAUGGGAAUGAACAUCAGAAUAGAGUUGUUCGAGGAUCAGGUAUUAGGGCCAAAAAAGUUCAUGUGGACUAUUGGGGGAAGCACUGCUGGAAGCAUAUUCUUAUAUGUCUUUGCUAUUGCCUUGUAUAAACGCAAGAGAUUGCUAGAAUGGUGAAGAGAGAUAGGCCAUCAAUUUCAUGCAUCUUUGUGCCGGUCCUGCUGGACAAUACUAUAUAGAGAACCAAAAAAUCUGUACCCUUGCUGUGUUUUUGUGGUCACUGGUCUUUUAGCAUGAAUAUCAAAAUCGAGCUGUUGGCUGUGGAGAGAUCAGGGAUGCUACAGUUCCUGUGGACUGUAUGUAACUGAGCUGCAUUUAUUUUGCACAGACAACUACAACUUUCUACA
Messenger RNA from Juglans regia (Persian walnut), 1646 nucleotides. Its product is annotated as magnesium transporter MRS2-3-like. NCBI's taxonomy places the organism in Eukaryota, Viridiplantae, Streptophyta, Magnoliopsida, Fagales, Juglandaceae. The coding region runs from base 22 to 1416 and encodes 464 amino acids. Gene Ontology annotation, molecular function: magnesium ion transmembrane transporter activity. The transcript has 6 exons. The record is from RefSeq and is a predicted model, not a curated record. Gene Ontology annotation, biological process: magnesium ion transport.